AUGAAAUGGGUGCUAAGUCAUCUAAUGCCUGCUGAAGACAGUGGGGACCCUAAGUUUGUGGACAUGCAGCAAGUUGUCCACAUUGAUGAAAAAUGGUUCUACUUGAACCCAGAAACUAGGAGGUUCUACCUCCUACCAAAUGAAGCUAACCCAUAUAUGUGCCAACAGUCCAAAAGGUUCAAAGUGAAGGGCAUGUUCAUGGCAGCCAUAGGGAAGCCAAUUUUUGACCACCAAGGAGCAGUAUUACAUGAUGGAAAGUAUGGAAUAUUUCCAUUUGUGUAUGAAAGCACAUCAAAGAAAAAAAGCAAAAACAGGGAAGCUGGUGUUGUAGAAAUCAAGGCUACACAGAAUGUCAACAAAGAAGCCAUAAGGGCAAUGCUACUGAAUAAUGCCAUUCCAGGCAUCAAAGCUAAAUGGCCUUCCCAUCUACCCAAGGAUAUAUGGAUUCAGAAGGAUAAUGCCAGACCUCAUCAAAUUCCAAGGGAUGAGGAAUUUGUGUCAGCCUGUCAGUCAAAUGGAUUCAAUAUUCAGUUCAUAUACCAGCCACCUCAGUCCCUAAACUUAAAUGUGCUAGAUCUAGGCUUGUUCAAUGUAAUACAAUCACUACAAUACCAAUCAUUCCCUAAGAACUUAGUGGAACUGAUAAACAGGGUAAAAGAAGCUUAUGAGUUGUUCAACCCAGUGUUGAACAAACAUUGUUGGAUAACACUACAAUGUUGCAUGGAAGAAAUACUCAAUCACCUAGGAGGGAAUAACUUCACCCCACCACACAAAGGGAAGAAAAGGCUUGAAAGGAUUGGGUUGCUGCCAGAGCAAUUACAGGUGGACAACAAGGUGGUUAAACAAGCUAUUGACUACCUCAAUACUAUAUUCAUAUCAACAAGUGAAGGAAAUGAAGAAGAUGAAGGACAGGAAGUUGAUGCAGACUGA
This is a messenger RNA of Chenopodium quinoa (quinoa), 930 nucleotides long. RefSeq lists its product as uncharacterized. Gene Ontology annotation, molecular function: nucleic acid binding. NCBI's taxonomy places the organism in Eukaryota, Viridiplantae, Streptophyta, Magnoliopsida, Caryophyllales, Amaranthaceae. The record is from RefSeq and is a predicted model, not a curated record. The transcript has a single exon. Bases 1 to 930 code for a protein of 309 amino acids.